Molecule: messenger RNA, 1061 nt
Organism: Bicyclus anynana (squinting bush brown)
Lineage: Eukaryota; Metazoa; Arthropoda; Insecta; Lepidoptera; Nymphalidae
Product: aldo-keto reductase family 1 member B1-like
Exons: 7
Coding region: 37-1020 (327 amino acids)
Cellular component (GO): cytosol
Molecular function (GO): aldose reductase (NADPH) activity
Source: RefSeq, a predicted model, not a curated record
AGAGCUACAGAGUAACGUGCAACACAACCUAGAAGUAUGCAAGAUAAACCUCAAGUACCGCUAAUCGUGUUAAAUAAUGGAAGGACCUGCCCUAUUCUUGGGCUUGGAACUUGGAAGCAACUAGGCAAUGUUAUGCUUCGUCAGUCCGCGCCGGGCGACGUGAUGCGCGCGGUGAAGGACGCCAUCGACGUGGGCUACCGUCACAUCGACUGCGCGUACGUGUAUGGGAACGAGAAGGAGGUGGGCGAAGCUCUGAAGAUCAAGUUCCAGGAAGGAGUCGUUAAGAGGGAAGACAUGUUCGUGACAUCCAAGCUCUGGAAUACGUACCACCGCCCCGACCUGGUGGACGGCGCGCUGAAGGCCUCGCUAGCGAACCUCGGCCUGGAGUACCUGGACCUGUACCUCAUCCACUGGCCUGAGGCUUACCAGGAAGGAGGUGACAUAUUCCCCAAGGACGCGGAGGGAAAGGUGAUCCCCUCCCCCGUGGACUUUGUGGACACGUGGAAGGCCAUGGAGGCGCAGGUGGACAAGGGGCUCGUCAGAAGUAUUGGCCUCUCUAACUUCAACAAGCGACAGACGGACAGGGUCAUGAAGGCUGCUAGAAUCAAGCCAGCGGUUGUACAGAUCGAAGUCAACCCUUACAUCAACCAGCACAAGUUGAUUCAGCACUGCCGUUCCCUGGGUCUAGCCAUCACGGCUUACUCUCCGCUGGGCUCGCCCGACAGACCCUGGGCCAAGCCGGGGGAGCCACAUCUGCUGGAGGAUCCUCGUCUCCAGGUCAUCGCCAAGCGGUAUAACAAGAGCGUCGCACAGAUUCUGAUCAGGUACGCUAUAGACCGCUGGCUGAUCGUGAUCCCCAAGACGGUGACUCGCAGCCGCCUGCAACAGAACAUGGAGGUGUUCGACUUCCAGCUGUCGCCCCAGGAUAUGGAGCUGCUGCAGCAGCUGGAAUGCAACGGCCGGUUCUGCCAAAUGGAUGACGCCCACCAUCCGGACUACCCUUUCCACGAUGAGUAUUAAAUAAAAGAUUUCGUUUAAAUAAUUUGUUUCAUUUAUUGAAU